GCGCGGCCGCGUGACGUGUAUACGCAACCGCGAGUGUCGUGCACGUCUGCUACAUAUGCGGCUGAUACCACGACUUGCACGGUGAAUCUUUCGUGUUAUUUACUGUUGCACCCCUUGUGAUCCAAAUGAUGGUGCGACGUAGUGGACGUUACACAGUUAACUGGCGAGGAUUUAGAGACUUCGUCAGCAAUAAACCUCCCGAUGACGAAAUACAAGAAGAAUCGCAGCCAGAAGAAGAUCUGUCAAAUCAUGAAGUAAUAUUUUUAAAAAGCAUAGUAGAAAGCCCCGAUUUUGCUAGAAAGUAUGGAGCGAUCGAUUCGGAAGAGGACUUAAUCGUUAAGCCAGUCUCCCUGGAUAAUGUAAACAUAAUAAAGUCUCUCAGUGAAUAUCGUGGCAACAACAUACGGACUAUCGAACAAGCUGAACUAGCUAUAUUGUUGUCCCGAGUUCACUUCAAGGCACUGAUUGAUGCUCAUGAUCAAAUUGGGAAAAUUUGGCUUGAGCGUGGUUCUGGGAUUGAUGAGAAAACUUUAAAAGAAGAACAGAAAGACGUAGCUGAAAGCCUAGAUUUAAGUCCAGACCACAACGGAGACAUGCCAGUGGAGACUAUUAAAGUUGUAGGGCUUAGAAAAGUACCUGGGCAACCAUUGGGUUUAACGGUUACAACUGAUGAACAUGGUCAGUUGAUAGUAGCUAGAAUCCUAGCUGGCAGUGCUGCAGCAAAGCAAGCACUGCUCAGUGUAGGGGAUGUGUUGCUAGAGGUGGAUGGAGUACAAAUAAAUACCGAAGACCAGCUAAAGGAAGCUGUUUCUAAGCCAAAUGAUAGAGUAACACUCAAGGUUGGCCCUAACCUUAAAGAAAAGAAUGCUCAAUUAACUAAUAAAUUAAGUUGUUAUAUGAGAGCCUUAUUUGAUUAUGAUCCCUCUGAAGAUACAUUAUUACCUUGUAAGGAGAUUGGAUUAGAAUUUAAGAAAGGUGAUAUUUUACAAGUCUCUGAUAGAAGAGAUCCUAACUGGUGGCAGGCAAGCCAUGUGGAUAAACCUGAUGUAGUAGGUUUAGUUCCAUCGCCUGAGUUAGAAGAGAGGCGAAAAGCUUAUGUACCACCUGAGGCUGAUUUUGUUCACAAAAUUAGUAUAUGUGGAGCUAGAAUAUCUAAGAAGAAAAAGAAGUUCGUCUACGAGUCGCGCUCGAGCGUGCAGCUGGAGGGCGCGGAGCUGGCGCUGUACGAGGAGGUGGCGCGCACGCCGCCCUUCCUGCGCCGCGUGCUGGCGCUCGUGGGCACGCGCGGCGUGGGCCGCCGCACGCUCAAGAACCGCCUCAUACAGGACCAGCCCGACCGCUUCGGGGCCGUCGUGCCGCAUACGUCGCGUCCACCUCGCCCCCUCGAAGAGAAUGGCAUGUCGUAUUGGUUCGUGUCGCGCGAGGAGAUGGAACGCGAUGCCCACGCGGGACGCUUUCUAGAGUACGGCGAACACAAUGGACAUCUCUAUGGAACUCAUUUAGACUCCAUAAGAGCUGUUAUUAAAGAAGGUAAAAUGUGUAUACUGGACUGCGCUCCGCAAUCACUCAAACUUCUACACAACAGCAGCGAGUUUUUACCGUACGUAGUCAUGAUCUCAGCACCGGGCAUCGAACAGUUACGCAAUCUCACAUACGCCUCCAACCGCAACUUAACGUUCGAUCGGCAGAGCUCCAUCCGCUACAGCUCGAGGCGCGCGCGCACGCUGGAGUCGCUCGCGUCACUCUAUGAGGAAGAAGACAUGAAACAGACGCUAGAAGACAGCGCGCGCAUCCAGCGGCAGUACGAGAAGUACAUCGACCUGGUGCUCACCAACAGCAACUCGGACACCACGCACGCGCGCCUCAUGGACGCGCUGCACUCGCUGUCCACCGACCACCAGUGGGUGCCCGUCACCUGGAUCUACUGAGCCACCCGUAGCAACGAAUACGACGUAGUACACUUCUAUGACGCUAAGUAGUUGAUAUUUUCGAAUAUUAGGAGUUGAGCCAAUUGCAUUUAGAACGUUUUGAGCAAAUGUUACAUUGACAGCUUUGAAGAUAAAAUUAUUCUUAUACUUGAUAUUACACUGAUCUAUCACAACAAUAUAUAAUAGAAUAUUAUACCAAUAUCAUUAUGAGAAAUGCACAUAGUGGUCAAUUUAUAAAAUCGCGCUAUUCGACUAUUGUAAAUUCGUGUAAAAUACAACAUCACAAUACGAAUUUAUAUAGACGAUAAAAUUUACUAUAAGCAAAAUUUAGUAAUCACAAAAAAAAGUUACAUUUACAUGAUUCAAUUGCAACAAUGAUCUUUCAACUAAGCACUACCCUUAAAACAAUGUAUCUGUUAUUCAUCACGAAACAAUCACAAAGAACUACUUUAAUAAAUAUGUAAUACACACAUAUAUAUAAAUAUAUAUAUUUACAUUUUUAUUAACAGUUUGUAUACAUUAUAUUUAUUUUUUCAUUGAAAACUAUAUAUUUCAAAUAAUAAAUAAAUUAUUUAAUAAAAUUUUUAUCAUCACAUGGUUGUAUAAAACCUUAUAUCAACUAUUUUAGAUCAAGUAAUCUCAUUAUAUUUUAAGUUUAACUUAGUUUUUACUCGAAUCUUAUCGAGAUAUAAAUAAACCGCAGUCGCAACUGCUUUAACAUAACUGGUAAUAAUCAUUCCAAUAAUUUUAUUUCUUAAUAUACCCUUCCAUAGGAAAAUUGUUACCAUUACAAAUGUAAAUGUUCUCAUAAUCUCUAUACAAAGUAUCUUGAACCACCCGAUUAUAAUCACAAUGUCUUUAAAGUGUUCAAAAUUAAGUCCCACCUGGAUAUAUAAGCUUAUUCCAACUACAGAAGGAAUAAAAAAAAAAUAACCAUAAGAUUGUAUUGAAGCGAGAUUUUAAUUAUCUAUGAUAUUCAUUAUGUAUUUGGCGCUAAAAUGGCGUUUUAAAUGUCGGCGAAGUUGCUAUCGGAUGUUUGGAUAAAUAAAGAUGUAUUAAUUAAGUAUUUUUUGUAGUGCAUAAUAUAUAGCAGCUUUCAGCAAAUCGCAUGGAAUAAGUAAAUGGAAGGUUUAUUUAUAUCAACUCCUUCUUGGAUUGGAAUAGGCUAUAGUUAUCUGUUACUUAAGUAACUAUAGGUAAUGAGUAUUUUAGGUGUGUAAAAAGGUUCUAAGUUUAUGUAAUUGUAGGGCGAUCAUUCGCAAGGAAUGUAAUGCAUUUAAUUAUAAACACACACUUUCACAAACUAUUGAAUAAUUAAAAAGAUGUCUCAGUUAGUUAUUUUUGUAUUUACGAAUUAAGUUGCCACUAGUAAAAUAAGAUUUUGUAUUACAAAGACACAUCACUUAUUAUUUUUUAAAUUAAUCUCUCACUGCAAAUUAUGAAGCUAUGAAAAUAUGGAUAAAUAGUUCGAAUGCUUAUAGUUUUUUUAUUAAUUAACUGCGAUCUGCUAAUGUUAAGAACUUAUAUACCAUAGAUAUUCUUAUUGUAAUAUUAGCUUGAAUUUCAUAAGGAUUUUACAUUCCGUCCAUUUUAUUUUGUUAAUUAGCUGUAAAUUUUAUUGUAUCGAGGAUAUUCAAUAUACAUUAAUAUGUAAGUUUAA
Molecule: messenger RNA, 3588 nt
Organism: Vanessa tameamea
Lineage: Eukaryota; Metazoa; Arthropoda; Insecta; Lepidoptera; Nymphalidae
Gene: vari
Product: varicose
Exons: 12
Coding region: 126-1928 (600 amino acids)
Cellular component (GO): plasma membrane; cell-cell junction
Molecular function (GO): protein binding
Source: RefSeq, a predicted model, not a curated record